Molecule: messenger RNA, 1493 nt
Organism: Daldinia loculata
Lineage: Eukaryota; Fungi; Ascomycota; Sordariomycetes; Xylariales; Hypoxylaceae
Product: Clavaminate synthase-like protein
Exons: 1
Coding region: 206-1165 (319 amino acids)
Molecular function (GO): dioxygenase activity
Source: RefSeq, a predicted model, not a curated record
AUAUAAAAUAUCAAAUAAAAAAAAUUUACGUUUGACUCGGAUAGAUAUCCCUAAAAAAGGAUCUACCCAGGCUAAGUCAGGUCAAGCUAUUAUCUGACUCGUGGAACUCGCUGCCCCUAAUACCUCCCAUCAUCAUCUCAUCGUCGCAAAUAUCAUCCCCACGUACAUAUAGAUCAAAUAAGGAACUCAGUAUUGAUCAAGCAAAAUGGCUGACAUUGCUAUCCAUCCGACUACUGCUACGAUCGUCAAUAAUGCAUCUACUCAUGCACCUCUAUUACCCCCUCAAAUAGCGGGUAUACCGGAUAUUGUGCUCCUAGAUAGCAGCGUCAAGGCACCCUUCAACUCUAUCCGCCAGCUCUUUGACCAUCUCCGAGCCAGCCCGGAAGCGGCAGAUGCUCUUAAUGCCUGCUAUCCGUCUCGUGGCGUCUUCAAGAGUGCUGCACUGAAAAACAGCAUUUCGGAUCAGAAGCUUACCAUCGACAUUUCGCCAAACCGCCUAGCUCGCAUCCCUGCCGAGUUGCAGUCAUCUCUGUCCCCUCACGGCUUUGGUGAAGUCAUCACAUUUUUCUCGGAGUUGACCACGAAGCAUCUCGACAACAUGCUAUCGAUUCUAGGUGCAACUGUUGGUGCCGACUUAUUCCCGCUCCACCGUAGCCGUAACCUCAACUUCCGACUCUGUGAUUACCCCCCUGUCACGGCAGCCCCGGAAAGUGAGAAUGGCUGUGGUGCUCAUCGUGAUUACGGUACCUUCAGUAUCAUUUUCCAGGAUGGCACCUCGGGACUGGAGAUCGAAAACCCGUCUCAGCCCGGAGCAUGGCUACCCGUUCCGGCUGACAAGGUUGUCAUGCUCUGUGGCUGGUGCGCAUUUAUCAUUAGUAGCGGCGAGCUUCGAGCUGUCAGACACAGAGUCCGCCGCCAGCCUGGCGUCAGAAGGCUCAGCGCUGUCUUGUUUGUGGCGCCGGAUCUAGACGUGGCUUUGAAGCCAAUCACCCUGGGCAAAUACGCCGCUCGGUUCUCGUCUGAGGUAUUGGAGGGUAAGUUCAACGUGGGCUGGUUCAAGGAGUUCAUGGGAAAGAGAUGGCGCUGGCGCGAGGGUAACGCUCAGCUUGAGGACGGCGAGGAUAUCACACAAGAUGAAGAGAUUGAGCGGUUGAUUAUGGGUUAGCUUAGGGAGUAGAUAGGUACAAUGGUGGAACUCGUAAAUAAUUGAGCGUGUGUAGAGUUAGAAGGAGAGCGUCACGCAUAAGAACACCCCGACUAACCAGGGGUACAAUGCUCUAUACCUGAUUAGGAGGGGCACCAAACCCAGGUCAGACAGCGUGUUCUCCCUUGACUACUAAAAAAGAAAAUUCAAGAGUUUGAGAAAGACAGUGUCCAAGUAAAAUUCAAUGGAUUAUUCUUGGUUUAAGACAUGUCUCUAGGAAGUUAUGAUGAUAAUAUAAUAAUGAGUAUUAACGAGAUAAGCUUUUCUAAUAAUGAAUAACAUUCAAAUA